GCGGCCUCUGGGUCCCGAGCGGCGCGGCCAUGGCGCUCGUGCUCGCCGCCCUGCGCGUCCUGCUGGGCGGUUUCUUUGCGCUCACGGGGGCGGCCAAGCUCUCGCAGAUCUCGGCUCCCGUGUCGCAGCAGAUGAAAGCCCUGUUCGUGCAGUUUGCUGAGGUGUUCCCGUUGAAGUUGUUCGGCUACCAGCCAGAUCCUGUGAACUACCAAACAGCUGUGGGCUGGCUGGAGCUGCUGGCUGGGUUGCUGUUGGUCGUGGGCCCACCGGUGCUACAAGAUAUCAGUAACUUCCUCUUGACCCUCCUCAUGAUGGUGGCUAUCUUCACUUUGGUAUCUCUGAAAGAGUCACUGAGCACCUCCAUCCCAGCCAUUGUCUGCUUGGGGCUCCUGCUGCUGCUGGACGUCUGCCAGUUCUUAGCCCAAACUAAGAAGAUGGUCAGACACUCUAGGAAGAAGACUCCAAGUGCAUUCAAAGAACCCUGGAUGUAGAGAGUCCCUUCAUACCAUGCAGCUGWCACAGCAGGAACAUGCUGGAAUAGUCUGUCACCUCAUUACCAGUACGUUCCAUGUCGUCCAGUGUUGAAGGAGACAUCUUGUCUACCUAGCCCUGAUUACUCUCUGUAACCAUACUGCUCUCUUUUGAGGGGUAGAUGUUGCACACACUGACAUUCUUCAUGUCAUGUGAAAAUAGAAAAUAAGCAGAAAAGAAAUUUAAAACACGAAAAUUCUAAUAUUCCAAAAUUACCACUUUUAAUGCCUUGGUACUAUGUCUCUUGUCUUUUUCUAUGCCUUUGUAUAGAUUUAUAUAUUUUUUAAAUGAAAAUUAGAUCAUAUAUCCUAUUUUAUUACCUACUUUUUAAACCUAGUAUUCUAUAACACCAUUCUGUGUCUCUUUUACCUCAGUUAGUCUUGAUGGCUGCAUAGUAUUCCAUUGUAAGGAUUUAGUCUACCUUCCGUGAGGAACGUUCCCAAUUUUUUAUGAUUAUAAACCUCACAAUAAAUCAUCUUUGCAUAUACUUAUUUCCUUUCCCUAGAAGUGAAGGUGCUGGUUCAAAAGGCAUGCAAUUUUUGAGAUAUUAAAAUACACAUUUUAAAAUUUAUAGGUUGAAUGUUACAGAGUUUAAGUAUCUGUUUCUGCCUAUGCCCUUCUAAGCCACAUGAAAGAUUCCUUCCCAUUCUUUUUUUCUCUCUUACACUUUAGAUUUAAAGAGCUUACAAAAAUGGGCAUUGAGUCAUUUUAUAGGACCUGAAAUCACUGGCCUUUGAUGGUGACGUAUGGCCCAGUCCAGGGCUCCUUGACUCCUAUGUAGAUCUGGGGACAGCCAACUCCCUGGAAUGCUGAAUGAUACAGCAGGGCCCAAAGCCUGGGAGGAAUCCCGGGGAUCAGAAGGGAAGGUGGGCAACAUGUCAUGUCACCAGCCACUUCACCUUUUGGAAAGUACUGUACCUCCCAUGAAGGAAAAUAGGAAAAAGUCUAUUUAUACCAAUAUUCUAUAUCAGCUUAUAAAUUGCUUUGGGGGUAGGAACAAUCAGAAGUCUAUGUAUAUUACACCAUUUCAGGUUCAUGUCAGAAAAGCAAUUCCUGCUCUGUCACUGACUAGCAUGAACCUCAGGCAAGUGGAAAAUCUUGGUMGGAGAUCUUGUGUCCAAAAGCACAAUGAUGUAAUCUACCUAUAGCACAGAUAAAUAGAUAAGUGGAUAACAGUACAUAAACACGUGUGGCAGUGUCAAAACAAUAAGGAAAUUUUCUCUCACUUAAGCAGUCCAAGAUGACUUGACUUCAUUUUCAGUGUUGGUUAAUUCUGUGCUUAAUGAGGACACAAAGGACCAGCGUUCUUUCAACUUUCUGUUAUGCUGCUUUCAGUUUAUUGGCUGCUGCCUUCAGAGUUGCAGAAUAGCUGCAGCAGCUACAGACUGCACAGUUGCACAUUUCUAAAAGUGAAAAGAAAGAGAAAGGAUCUUCUAGAAGUCCCUAGAUUUUCCCUCACAUCUCACUGGCCAGAAUUAUGCCACAUUUUCCAUUCCUAAACCAAUCUCUGUCAAGAAAGAUGGAAUUCCUAUGGUGGACUUCAUACCCAUUUUUACCCAUUUGGUCAAUGAGGAAAGGGUGGGGAAUGACAGUAUUUGCCACUUGCUAGUUUGUUUAUAAAAUACGAAAAAUAACUAAUUAGGGUUGGGGUUUUGCC
Messenger RNA from Urocitellus parryii (Arctic ground squirrel), 2188 nucleotides. RefSeq names its product transmembrane protein 35B (gene Tmem35b). Lineage: Eukaryota; Metazoa; Chordata; Mammalia; Rodentia; Sciuridae. The record is from RefSeq and is a predicted model, not a curated record.